UUCUUAAAAAAUAAGGUUAUGUUUUUAUUUUGCAUCGUGCUGCCUUAAUAAGUGCUAAAACAUAUUUUUAAAUAAAAUAAACACGAAAAUGGACAGCAAUCAAGAUUACUUUACAAGUUAUGAAGACUUAGAGAUUCACAGACUAAUGCUGGAGGAUUUCAACCGAACAGAAACAUAUAGAAAGGCUAUACAUGAACAUAAAGAAUGUUUCAAAAACAAAAUAGUAAUGGAUGUAGGAUGUGGCACGGGAAUUUUAUCUGUGUUCUGUGCACAAGCAGGUGCGAAAAAAGUUUAUGCUGUUGAAGCAAGUAAUAUUGCAAAUAUUGCUAAGGAAGUAGUAAAAGAAAACAAGUUUGAAGAAGUAAUAGAGGUAAUACAAAAUGAAGUUGAAAAUGUAGUACUACCAAAUAAUGAGAAAGUAGACAUAAUAGUAUCAGAGUGGAUGGGGUUCUAUCUUCUUCAUGAAGGCAUGUUAGAUUCUGUGUUGGUAGCCAGAGACAAGUUUCUUAAAGAGGAUGGGCAAAUGUUUCCGGAAAGUGCUUCUAUUUAUGUUGCACCAUGUAGUGUUCCAAGCUUAUAUAACCAAUGGGAUAAUUUUCAUGGAGUUUCUAUGUUGACAUUCGCCAAGUUAUUGAGAAUGGAAAGAAGUAAAAAACCAGAAGUUAUGCAAAUACAACCUGAAGAUUUGUUAGGCACUGAAAUUCUUUUGGCUUGCAUAAAUUUAAAAGAUGUCCAGAUAUCAGAAUUAGAUUCACUUGAAAUACAACAUGUUGUGGGUGUCAAUAAGACAGGGAAAUAUCAAGGUCUAUGUUUAUGGUUUGACUGCACCUUCCCUGUGUUUUCUGACAGUUGUGACCCUAUUGUUCUAAGUACAAGUCCUCACAGUCCACAAACACAUUGGAAGCAAACCAUUAUAUUGUUCCCUGAGGAACGAGAAGUUGAAGAAUCAGAACCCUUAGCAUUUAAAUUAAGCAUGUCAAGAGACAUUGUUAAUAAUAGAAGAUACAAUCUUGAAGUAGUAAUUUUGGAUCCUGAUACUGUAGAUCAUCCGAUACCUUGUUCGUGUGAUAUGUCAAAGUGCAUUUUGAUUAAAAUGCUCAUGCUUCAACAUGCCGCACAAAAUGUUGAUGAGAAGACCACCACAGAAGAGAUUCUCGAAGACGAAGUUAUAGAUGACAGUUGAAAU
Messenger RNA from Papilio machaon (common yellow swallowtail), 1186 nucleotides. It is a transcript of the gene Art8, whose product is annotated as probable protein arginine N-methyltransferase 6. Gene Ontology annotation, molecular function: protein-arginine N-methyltransferase activity. The transcript has 6 exons. The record is from RefSeq and is a predicted model, not a curated record. NCBI's taxonomy places the organism in Eukaryota, Metazoa, Arthropoda, Insecta, Lepidoptera, Papilionidae. Gene Ontology annotation, biological process: peptidyl-arginine methylation. Gene Ontology annotation, cellular component: nucleus. The coding region runs from base 89 to 1183 and encodes 364 amino acids.